ACAUAUCCUGAUAUUAUUAUCCUAAUAAUGAAUUAAGAUUCAAAACCGGUAUAUAAACUCUUGUACUCACGACCAUAUAUAAAAACACAAAAUUAACCAGCAUAGACUAUUAUGCAAUUGAUCAUCAUGGCUCAUUACCUCUAUUCUGUUCUGUUUUGUUAUGUUUUACCAUGUAUAUAUCUCUUUCUGCCUGUACUACAGCAUGCAAUGGGAGAGCCAGAGGUUGUGAAAGGUGUAGACUUGGAGAGGUACAUGGGUCGAUGGUACGAAAUAGCUUCUUUCCCUUCAUUUUUUCAGCCCACAAAUGGAGAGAACACUAGAGCCACAUACAUUCUCAACAGUAAUGGCACUGUGGAUGUUCUAAAUGAGACUUGGAAUAAUGGUAAAAGAGAGUCUAUACAUGGCAUUGCUUAUAAGGCUGACCCUAAUAGUGAUGAAGCCAAACUCAAGGUCAGAUUUCUUGUUCCUCCAUUCUUGCCAUUUAUUCCUGCUGUUGGGGAUUACUGGAUUUUGUACCUUGAUCAAGAUUAUCAAUUUGCUCUCAUUGGUGGGCCUACCGAAUUAUUUCUUUGGAUAUUAUCCAGGCAAACCUAUUUGGAUGAUGAAUCCUACAACAAACUUGUUCAGAAAGCUAAGGAUGACGGGUAUGAUGUGACCAAAUUGCACAAGACUCCGCAGAGUAAUCCUCCACCUCAGUAAGAUAAUAAGGUCCUCAAAACACCAAAGGCCUAUUAACGAAUAACUAGGUGUGGUCCAUGUCAUGACAUGAACAUUGUUAUGGAACUACAUCUUUACCUAUUAUGAUGCACCGGGUAAUCAUUUUCCUUUGUUAAAAUAAAAUCAACAGCCACACCUCAAUAAUUCACAAAUGGAUUCCUUGCAUAUUCAAAAAGAAAAA
Messenger RNA from Medicago truncatula (barrel medic), 898 nucleotides. Its product is annotated as temperature-induced lipocalin-1. Gene Ontology annotation, biological process: lipid metabolic process; response to reactive oxygen species. The coding region runs from base 112 to 699 and encodes 195 amino acids. The record is from RefSeq and is a predicted model, not a curated record. The transcript is spliced from 2 exons. Gene Ontology annotation, cellular component: cytoplasm. Lineage: Eukaryota; Viridiplantae; Streptophyta; Magnoliopsida; Fabales; Fabaceae.